Molecule: messenger RNA, 2139 nt
Organism: Sporisorium graminicola
Lineage: Eukaryota; Fungi; Basidiomycota; Ustilaginomycetes; Ustilaginales; Ustilaginaceae
Exons: 1
Coding region: 1-2139 (712 amino acids)
Molecular function (GO): CoA-ligase activity
Source: RefSeq, a predicted model, not a curated record
AUGUUCGACGCCUUUCGCAACUCGCUAUACCACCUCUCCGACUAUCUGCACGCCUUUGCCGCGCACAUCACCAACCCUUCCUCCCCUUCGACUCGAUCAGGACUCAGUCAAGCAACCUCUUGGCCACCUCUCUUCCUCUACGCUGGAAUCCUCGCCGCCUCCCUCGCCGCACUCAACGUAGUGCGAGCCGCUCGAACCGACUACAAGCGCAAGUUCUACAUGGAAGCCGACACCAUGAUCAUCAAGUCGCCUCACCCUUUCACCGCCCCGACCCACUACACACUUCCUGAGUUUCUCUUCAAGCCCAUUGAUAUCCCAGCAUGCAAGGAGCGAGCCAACGCUCCCCUCCUCUAUCCUGCUGAUCCCGAAGUGUCAGGCCGUCCCGAUGCCAAGCCUUUCUCGCUGGUCGAGAUCCGCGAAUAUGCCACCAACCUCGCCUCGGCCCUCAUCUCGGGCUCGACAGAGUCCGGUCGCAAGUACACCAAGGGCGAUGUAGUCGGUAUCAACGCUUCCAACCAGCACGACUACCUGGCCUGCGCUCUCGGUGUCAUGAUGACCGGCGCCAGUGUCGCUCUUUUCAACCCCGCUUACAAGCCCGCCGAGAUUGCGCACCAGAUCCGCAUGGUCAAGGCGACGGCCAUCCUCACCACUGAGGCUUUCUACAAGUCCACCCAGGAGGCCGCCGCCGAAGCAGCUCAAAAGGGCGAAGACGGUCUCGAGCAUCUCUCUGCUGUUCCUGAGAUCCUCGUCUUCGAGGAGAGCCACGCUGCCUCCAUCGCAAAGAUCCUCAAGGUCGGAAAGGAUGAGUUGCCAGAGGCCCGAGCUUUGCUGGACAAUGUCAAGCUGGACCCCAAGAACACCACCGCCGUCUUCUGCUUUUCGUCAGGCACCACUGGCGGUCCUAAGGCGGUGAUGCUGUCGCACUACGCCAUGGUUGCCAACGUCAUCCAAUCAUCGUACGCCAUGCUCGAUCGUACCAACGACCCUCUUCUCGACGAAGACAACUGGUAUGCUCACGGUCGCGAGUACCUCAACGGCUACUUUACCACUCGCAUCGCAGAGACUUGGAACACCGCCGCCGACUCGAUCAACACCGUCACCGACAAGCUCGGAGGUGUGCACCUCGCACCGCGUCUAAGCCGUGGCGAGUUCCAUCUGGGCCUCCUUCCCCUCUUCCACUGCUACGGCCUCCUGAUGGGUUUCAUGAACUUGCACACGGCCACACCUUGCAUCGUGCUCCCCAAGUUUGCGCUUGAUGUGUUCCUUUCGACUGUUCAGCACCACCGCGUGACAUUCUGCUUUGUCGUGCCUCCUAUCCUUCUUGCUCUCGCCAAGCACCCCAGUGUCGACAAGUACGACCUGAGCUCGCUGACCAAGGUCAGCUCCGGCGCUGCCUCGCUUGCGGAAGAACUUCGUCUCGCUGUCAAGAAGCGUCUUGGCAUCGAAUCGACCGACGGUUACGGCAUGUCCGAAAUGUCGCCGCUUGUUUGCAGCCAGAACAGUAAGGACCUUGACGAAUACCCAGGCACGGUCGGUCAGCUCAUCCCCGGAACGGAGGCCAAGGUGAUCGGACUCGACGGCAAGGAGGUUGGCUUUGACGAGGAGGGCGAGCUGUGUUUGCGAGGCCCCCAGAUGAUGCAGGGCUACCUCAACAACGACGAGGCCAACGCCAAGACGUUCCUCCCUUCUGUCGACGCACCGGACCGCUUCCUGCGCACGGGCGACAUUGUCAAGGUCAACAAACAGGGCUACGUGACCAUCACGGAUCGCCUCAAGGACGUGAUCAAGUACAACGGCUUCCAGGUGCCCCCCUCGGAGCUCGAGGCGCUCAUGUUCAAGGAAGACCGCGUCGACGACUGCGCUGUGCUCGGCGUCCCCGAUCAGGAGGGCACCGAGCUGCCCUGGGCGUUCGUCGUGCUCAACCCCAAGACCAAGGACGAGAUCGGCGACGACGCGGACAAGAAGCACAAGCUCGAAAAGGAGUUGCUUGAGUUUGUCAACCAGCGCGUCAACGCCAACUACAAAAAGUUGAGAGGCUUGACCUGGCUCGACUCGCUCCCCAAGUCGGCCUCGGGCAAGAUCCUCAAGAAGGACAUCCGCUCUAUGGUCGAGAAGGAAAAGCUCACUGCUCGCAAGUAA